GAAACACUGUGCAUCUAGAGCUGUAAAAUGGGGUCUACUACUUCAUCUCUGAAUCAAGAGAUCUCUUGUCCUAUUUGCGAUGAAAUCUUCAAGGAUCCUUAUAUCCUCAAAUGUGGCCACAGCUUCUGCAGAUCCUGUCUGAAGCAGUUCUGGGAACGGAAGGAAAAUCAGGAAUGUCCUUUAUGUGGUAUUUGCUCGGUGGACGAACCAGUGUUAAACCUGGCUUUAAAACAGGUUAUUGAUGUGUACUUACAGAAAAGUAACAAUGAUCCAAAUCAGAGGGAACUGUAUUGCAGAGACCACGGAGUUAAAUUUCUUAUCUUCUGUGAGGACGACCAGGAACUCAUCUGCUGCAGCAGGGAGUGUCAGAAAUCAAACAAACACAGAAACCACCAGCACUGUGCAGUUGGAAAGGCUGUCUGGGGUAAAAAGGAGGAAGUCAGAACUGCUUUAAAAGAACUUAAAGAAAAUGUGGGAAAGCUGAUUCAAGUUAAAAAGAAAUAUGAAGAACAAAGUGAACAGAUAAAGGUAAAAAAGGAAAUAGAGAGUCAGGUGACUCGGGAAUUUGAGGAACUCCAAAGGUUCCUACGAAGUAUAGAAGAGGACAGUAUCAUUGCACUGAGGAAGGAAGAGGAAGAAAAGAGUCAGAGGAUGAAGAAGAAGCUGGAAAACGUCUCCAUCUCAUUAAACAAAAUCAUUGAGGAGGAACAAUGUGGAGACGACAUUGCCUUUUUAAAGAAUUUCCAGAAGAUAAAAAAAAGAGUAUUUGACAAGAUCAUAAAGAUGACCAGCAGCGAUCCAUAUGGAGGGAAGGAUGCCAAGGUGCUUUCAGAGGAGCUGAUAGAUGUGGGCAAAUAUCUGUAUCCUCUACAGUUCAAAGCUAAGCAGAUAAUUCAUGGUACAGAGGGGCUGGGUGCCAAAGAGGAAUCACCCCGUGAAGACACAGAUGAAUCAUUUGAAAUUAGUUUAAGUGGAAAGCAUUUGAAAAUUAGAGGAAACACCCUGCUAAUUGAAAUACUUUUUUACUAGGUGGCACUGUAAUUGAUUGUUAAAGUCUGUUACACUUAACAUAUAGAAAUGUAAAGAGUUUAAACACUUAUUCCGUAUCAGUCAGUUCUCCAGUGACAGGGUCAUGGUGGUCCAGAGAUUAUCCUAGAAGCAGUCAGUUUAUACCUCAUUUGGGGAGGCAGCCCAUGACAGAAGCAUUUAAAUAAUUUUACCAGAGCAAUGAAA
Scleropages formosus (Asian bonytongue) is the source of this 1233-nucleotide messenger RNA. Its product is annotated as tripartite motif-containing protein 60-like. The transcript has 5 exons. Bases 28 to 1029 code for a protein of 333 amino acids. Gene Ontology annotation, molecular function: zinc ion binding. The record is from RefSeq and is a predicted model, not a curated record. Lineage: Eukaryota; Metazoa; Chordata; Actinopteri; Osteoglossiformes; Osteoglossidae.